This is a messenger RNA of Erythranthe guttata (spotted monkey flower), 1450 nucleotides long. RefSeq names its product cell division protein FtsZ homolog 1, chloroplastic. Gene Ontology annotation, biological process: microtubule-based process; chloroplast fission; cell division. Gene Ontology annotation, cellular component: chloroplast; microtubule; cell division site. Lineage: Eukaryota; Viridiplantae; Streptophyta; Magnoliopsida; Lamiales; Phrymaceae. The record is from RefSeq and is a predicted model, not a curated record. Gene Ontology annotation, molecular function: GTPase activity; GTP binding.
UCUAAAACCCUAAAAUAGGCUGAUAAAAACCUUGUCUCCCUUCUCUCAAAAGUAAAGAGAUUUCUACAGAAAACUCUCAUUUUCCGAUACCAAGGAAGCAAGCGUUAAUGGCUUCUUCAACGACCUCCAUUUCUAUUGGAUGUUCAGAAUUAACCUCUACACGCAGUAUCUGCUUCUCGAGGUCUCGCCGGAAGAGUUUCUGCAAUUUUAAGCGGCACAGUAGCGGCGUUUACUGCUCGCUUACACCGAUGGACUCCGCAAAGAUUAAGGUCGUCGGAGUCGGCGGCGGCGGCAACAAUGCCGUCAACCGCAUGAUUGGCAGCGGCUUACGAGGAGUGGACUUCUAUGCAAUAAACACUGAUGCUCAGGCGCUGUUGCAAUCGUCUGCCGAAAACCCUAUCCAGAUCGGAGAGCUUUUGACUCGCGGACUUGGUACUGGAGGCAACCCGCUGUUAGGGGAACAGGCGGCAGAGGAAUCGAAGGAAGCCAUUGCGAAUGCUCUCAAGGGGUCGGAUAUGGUGUUUAUUACAGCAGGGAUGGGUGGGGGUACAGGUUCUGGUGCUGCCCCUGUUGUUUCUCAAAUAGCAAAAGAUGCAGGCUACUUAACCGUUGGUGUUGUUACCUACCCAUUCAGCUUUGAAGGUCGUAAAAGAUCUGUGCAGGCUCUCGAAGCGAUUGAAAAGCUCCAGAAACAUGUAGAUACACUUAUAGUGGUUCCAAACGACCGUCUCCUAGAUAUUGCCGAUGAAAACACUCCCCUUCAAGAUGCUUUCCUUCUAGCAGAUGAUGUGCUCCGCCAAGGUGUCCAAGGAAUCUCAGAUAUAAUAACUAUACCAGGGCUGGUGAAUGUGGAUUUUGCUGAUGUGCAGGCGGUGAUGAAAAAUUCCGGCACUGCAAUGCUCGGAGUGGGUGUUUCCUCUAGCAAAAACCGUGCUGUAGAGGCAGCUGAACAAGCAACUUUGGCUCCUUUAAUCGGCUCUUCUAUUCAAUCGGCUACUGGAGUUGUGUACAAUAUUACUGGAGGGAAGGAUAUCACUCUCCAAGAAGUGAAUAAAGUUUCUCAGAUUGUAACCAGUUUAGCAGACCCUUCUGCAAAUAUUAUAUUUGGCGCGGUUGUGGACGAGCGUUUCAACGGUGAGAUCCAUGUCACCAUUAUUGCAACUGGUUUCACCGAAUCAUUUCAAAAGGCUCUUCUCACCGAUCCAAAGACUACAGCCACACCAGGCAGCUCCAAGUCGUCAAAUCCACCCGUCACCAAUAAUUCACCGACGCCAAAUAGGAGACUCUUUCGUUAGCCAUUUUUGUGCUCUCUUCUUUUGUCACAGUUUUCAUGUAGUAAUAAUAAUAGUCUCCUAUUUCAUCUGUUCAAAUGCAGUUUCUUGCUGCUUUAAACAUUCUGCAUGUGUUCAUACUCAAGUCCUUAAUUUAAACAAUGCCAGAUGUCACACAA